AUGGCAUCCCCCAUCUACAAGCACUUCCUCGUCUCGACCCCUUCCCCUUUCGUCGUCCACGUGCAGAUCAACCGCCCGGAGAAGCUAAACGCGUGGUUCGAGGAGAUGUGGCUCGAGUUUAAAGUUGUCAUCGACACGCUCUCCCACUCCCCCGACGUCCGCGCCAUCGUCCUCUCGGGAGCCGGCGACCGCGCAUUCACAGCAGGGCUCGACGUACAGAUAGGCAGCGAAGUGGGCAUAUUGAAGCAGGUGCGGGGCGAUACAGCGCGGAAGGCGGUCGGGAUCAAGAGACAUCUGGAUGAGUUCCAGCAUUGCAUCAGCAGCGUGGAGAAGUGCGAGAAACCCGUCAUCUGCGUCCUCCACGGCAUCUCAUUCGGACUCGCCAUCGACCUCUCCACAUGUGCCGACAUCCGGGUCUGCACGAAGGACGUGAAACUGGCGGUGAAGGAAGUCGACAUCGGCCUCGCAGCCGACGUCGGAACGCUCACCCGCCUCCCGAAGGUCGUCGGCAACUUCUCCUGGGUCAAGGACGUGUGUCUCUCGGCGCGCGUCUUCGGCGCGGAGGAGGCCUACCGGGUCGGCCUCGUCAGCCAGGUCCUGGAGACGAAGGCCGAAGCCGUCGAGGUGGCCUUGAAGAUGGCCGAGCUGCUGGCGACCAAGAGUCCCGUCGCGGUGCAGGGCACGAAGGAGCUGUUGAACCACGCGCGGGACAACACGGUGGCGGACUCGCUGCGUUACACGGGUGUGUGGAACAGUGCGGCCAUCCAGUCGAUCGACGUCGAGAGGGCAUUGCUGUCAGGGGUCAAGAAGACGAGGCCAACUUUUGAGAAGCUGUAG
Molecule: messenger RNA, 837 nt
Organism: Drepanopeziza brunnea f. sp. 'multigermtubi' MB_m1
Lineage: Eukaryota; Fungi; Ascomycota; Leotiomycetes; Helotiales; Drepanopezizaceae
Cellular component (GO): mitochondrion
Molecular function (GO): delta(3,5)-delta(2,4)-dienoyl-CoA isomerase activity
Source: RefSeq, a predicted model, not a curated record